AUGUUGACGGGUCUGCGGCAGAGGGACCUCCAAAAAGGGUUCGAUAAGCACGCUCGUGGAGAUGGGAUCGAACACCAAUCUGUUCAAUACGACUCGAGCUGUAACACCGGCAACGGGAAAGGUAUCAACAGCGAUUGGAGGGCUAAGAACUACAUCUGGAGCGGUAACAACGGCGAUGGGAGGGGUAACAAAGGCGAAUGGAGGGCUAAGAACUACGAAUGGAGCGGUAACACCGGCGAUGGGAGGGGUAACAACGGCGAAUGGAGGGCUAAGAACUACGACUGGAGCGGUAACAACGGCGAUGGGAGGGGUAACAACGGCGAAUGGAGGGCUAAAAACUACGCAUGGAGCGGUAACACCGGCGAUGGGAGGGGUAACAACGGCGUAUUGAGGGCUAAGAACUACGACUGGAGCGGUAAUACCGGCGAUGGUAGGGGUAACAACGGCGAAUGGAGGGCUAAAUACUACGACUGGAGCGGUAACACCGGCGAUGGGAGGGGUAACAACGGCGAAUGGAGGGCUAAGAACUACGACUGGAGCGGUAAUACCGGCGAUGGGAGGGGUAACAACGGCGUAUGGAGGGCUAAGAACUACGAAUGA
Molecule: messenger RNA, 600 nt
Organism: Mya arenaria
Lineage: Eukaryota; Metazoa; Mollusca; Bivalvia; Myida; Myidae
Product: N66 matrix protein-like
Exons: 3
Coding region: 1-600 (199 amino acids)
Source: RefSeq, a predicted model, not a curated record